This is a messenger RNA of Phalaenopsis equestris, 889 nucleotides long. RefSeq lists its product as uncharacterized. Lineage: Eukaryota; Viridiplantae; Streptophyta; Magnoliopsida; Asparagales; Orchidaceae. The record is from RefSeq and is a predicted model, not a curated record. The coding region runs from base 124 to 693 and encodes 189 amino acids. The transcript has a single exon.
GAGAAGACUUGUUGCACAAGCACCCACUUUGCUUAUGCUUUUGUUCAACCGUCCAAGAACGGUAAACCUUUAAAACUCCUCUUCAACAACUCUCCAUGUUCAAAGAAACAAAGUUGAGAAAUCAUGAAGAGAGAAGGAUGGCAGCAUGGUGUUCUCAUGGUGAGGAAACCCUCCCUCAACCUCGCCGACCGCUCAGCCAACUCCGACACUGGCAGCUUCUACAUGAAGGCUCCGUCAAGGCCUAGCAACCGCUCCAAGCAAACCGUCAAGUGCCAGAGGCCUCGGUGUGCCGAGUGCCACUCUCUCCCCAUGUCUAAAUCUAGAGACAAGGCAAAAGGUGCGCACAAACUGAAGUCCUGCAACGUGAAGCUGAACCACAAGCUUGUUUCAUGGAGAGUGGUCGAUGACAGGCGGUGGCCAAAGUUUUCUGGUGCAUCGGCCAGUGAUCUGUUGGGUCAGUUGUCUGGCUGUUAUUGGAACGAAGAAGAUGAUCAUGAAGAUGAGGUUGAAGAACAAGGUGAUCAAUUUCUUGAGUGUGCUGAUUUUGAUGUGGGAGGAUGUAGUGAUGGAAAGGAAGAUGAGGAAGAUUUCAAGGAAGAUGAGGAUGAAGAAGAUGACAUGGGCUUCUGUGAGGUUGGUUUUAUUACGGAAUAUUUAGAAAGAGAAGAUUGGUGCAUGGUGUAUGAGAUUUGAUUGGUGGGGGAGGGGAGAUUAUAGUUUAAUUUGGGUGAAUGUCUUAUGUGUAUGUUUAUGUAUAUUACUAACUUUUAUAAUAAUGUAUAGAUAUUGUUUCAUUCCACAUGGCAGUUUGUACUGGGUUAUACCAGACCAGAUCAUUCAUAGAUCUUUCCUCAAUGCAAAUUUAAUUUCUUGCAUUAAGAAGCUUAAU